Messenger RNA from Anopheles moucheti, 1722 nucleotides. RefSeq lists its product as uncharacterized. Gene Ontology annotation, molecular function: chitin binding. Lineage: Eukaryota; Metazoa; Arthropoda; Insecta; Diptera; Culicidae. The transcript has 2 exons. The coding region runs from base 1 to 1722 and encodes 573 amino acids. The record is from RefSeq and is a predicted model, not a curated record. Gene Ontology annotation, cellular component: extracellular region.
AUGAGGUUCAACCACGUAUUAAUGGUGCUCACUUCGGUGGCGUUCAGUUGUGCUACGGGAAACUUGCUUUGUUCCGAGGAACAGUUUAACGGUUUGGGAGGAUCGUUGCCCAGUCCAGGGUCUCCGUCAGAGUACUCGAGAUGCGUUCAGGGUGCAGUGCAUACAGUUCCCUGCGCGAACGGUCAGUACUUCGAUGCGCACGUGCAAAAGUGUUUGUCUGAGCCGGUUGUGCAAGAAAUCCGAUGGGAAGCAUCCUUCCAGUUUGAGGAACUGUGCAACAACCCGAACGCUGUGGAAAUUUUCCCCAAUCCUACCAACUGCUCACAAUACAUCAUCUGCUACGGGUUGGUACCGAUCGAGCAAAACUGUGGCUAUGGAUUGCUUUUCAAUCCGCAGCUCAACACAUGCGAUAUUCCGACCAAUGUGAUAUGUGGAUACAGCUGUCCGGCGAUAGAUGAUCCCCUCAACCCGGUAUGGCUGCCGGAUUCCAGAUUGGAGGACUGUUCGAGGCACUAUCUGUGUUUUCAGGGAAACCCACUCCAGUUCUACUGCUCCAACAAUCUCUACUUCGACAUAUUAUCACGAACCUGCACAUAUCCACAGUAUUCGGCAUGUAGCGUGCCCGGUGUGGACUGCAGCGCAAAUACGACUGUGAACGUUGCAAACCCCAGAAGCUGUACCUCGUACUACGUGUGUGAGGAUGGAUUUCCUCACUUUAGGAAUUGUGGCUUCGAAGAGUACUUCUCGGAGGCGCUCGGUGUGUGCAUUCCCGGUACAUGUGAACCGGGCACCACCACAACUUCUGGAACGACAACGAAUGAGCCUAGCACAACGACCGUCUCGUCCGAGACGACGCCAUCAUUUGAAUCCACAACUGCUAUCGAAUCUACGACCACCCCAUCGGAACCGGAAUCAACCACCCUUGCUCCUACUACACUCGAGCUUACAACGUCUGACGUUCUGAGUACUACUACAUCUACCUUUGAAACAACGUCUGAAGCUAUUACGGACUCCACUACCAGUACUGAGUCUUCUACUCAGGAAAUUUCAACGACAACAACGGAGACAUCUACGUCGGAGUUAACCGAAACAACCACGGUCGAGAUGACAACAACGUCCACCGAUUCUACAACUACAAUGCCGGAAAGUACUACCGCAGUAUCUCCAUCUACCGUUGAAACAACUUCUGAAGAUAUUACGGACUCCACUAGCAUCGACAUCAGUACUGAGUCUUCUACUCAGGAAAUUUCAACGACAACAACGGAGACAUCUACUUCUGAGUUAACCGAAACAACCACGAUCGAGAUGACAACAACGUCCACCGAUUCUACAACUACAAUGCCGGAAAGUACUACUGCAGUAUCUCCAUCUACAACAGAAACAACGUCUGAAGAUAUUACGGACUCCACUACCAUCGACAUCAGUACCGCGUCUUCUACUCAGGAAGUUUCAACGACAACGACGGAGACAUCUACGUCGGAGUUAACCGAAACAACCACGGUCGAGUUGACAACAACAACUACGGAGAUGGUUACCAUCGAUCCGAGCGAAGUUUGUGCAGGACUUGAUCUUGCUUUUCUACCCUACCCGGGUAGUUGCAUCAUGUACAUCGUCUGCCUCCUCGGAAACGGCGCUGUGGCGUCGUGCGCGCCAGGGCAAAUAUUCAACCCCAACACAAACACCUGUGCGCCGGGCAAUCAAGAAACUUGCACUUUCACCUAA